Pyrenophora tritici-repentis Pt-1C-BFP is the source of this 2916-nucleotide messenger RNA. Its product is annotated as PigN multi-domain protein. Gene Ontology annotation, biological process: GPI anchor biosynthetic process. The record is from RefSeq and is a predicted model, not a curated record. NCBI's taxonomy places the organism in Eukaryota, Fungi, Ascomycota, Dothideomycetes, Pleosporales, Pleosporaceae. Gene Ontology annotation, molecular function: mannose-ethanolamine phosphotransferase activity. Gene Ontology annotation, cellular component: endoplasmic reticulum membrane.
AUGGCGCAAUUCGGUCGCUAUAGGUUUUUACUGAUCGCGGUGGUGUUCCACCUGGUGUACAUAUUUUCGAUUUUCGACAUUUAUUUCAAAAGUCCUGUCGUCCAUGGCAUGCGCGAGCACCGAGUGCAGACACAAGAAGCUCCUGCAAAACGACUGGUCUUGUUCGUCGGCGAUGGGCUGCGCGCAGACAAAGCGUUCCAAUCGUUUCCAAACCCUGAUCCAAACCCCCCGACCCCUUUGGCGGACAACUCGAGUAUACCGCGUCCACUCGCUCCAUUCCUCCGAUCUCGCGUCCUAGAACAUGGCACUUUUGGCGUCUCUCACACUCGUGUCCCUACCGAAUCACGCCCUGGACAUGUUGCGCUCAUCGCAGGUUUAUACGAGGAUGUCUCUGCCGUCACAACCGGUUGGAAGCUGAACCCGGUCAACUUUGACAGUGUCUUCAAUCGAAGCAGGCAUACAUGGAGUUGGGGCAGCCCGGACAUUCUUCCCAUGUUCGAGACUGGUGCGGUGCCUGGAAGAGUCGAUGCAUACUGCUAUGGUGCCGAAGAGGAAGACUAUUCCAAAAAUGCCUGGAUGCUGGACGAAUGGGUCUUUGAGCGUGUUGCGAAGCUGUUCGCGGAUGCAAAGACGAAUGCGACUUUGGACGCAGAGCUGCGGCAGGAGAAGAAUGUCUUCUUCUUGCAUUUGCUGGGAUUGGAUACUACUGGCCAUGCGCAUCGUCCCUAUUCCUGGCAGUAUCUGCACAAUAUCCAAAUUGUCGAUCGCGGCGUGCAAGAGAUCACUCGUCUCAUUGAAGACUUCUACGGCGACGACAAAACGUCGUUUGUGUUUACGGCAGACCACGGUAUGAGCGAUUGGGGCAGCCAUGGAGACGGUCAUCCAGAUAACACGCGCACACCCUUGAUUGCAUGGGGUGCUGGUGUCGCCGCACCGUCCAAGAACAAAUCUGGUAUCGCACGAGGUCAUACCGAAUUCUCGUCUGACUGGAACUUGGACGAGAUCGAACGACACGACGUUGCUCAGGCUGACGUAGCAGCUCUUAUGGCCUAUCUUGUAGGCUUAGACUUUCCUACCAAUUCAGUCGGAGUCCUGCCCCUCUCCUACCUGGACACCGACCCCAAAUCCAAGGCCGAAGCUCUUCUCGCCAAUGCCAAGGAGAUACUGGAAAUGUAUCAUGUCAAGGAGGAGGCGAAAAUGUCCACCCAGUUACGGUACACGCCCUUCUCCGGUCUUGGUGACGAGGCACACUCGGUCGAACAUCGCGUGGCGGAGAUACAGGCAGCAAUCAACAAGGGGGACGCAGAGGAAGCUAUUCGCCAGACUCAUGAGCUCAUAGACCUCGGACUCCGCGGACUCCGAUACUUGCAGACAUACGACUGGCUAUUCCUAAGGACAUUGGUCACCGCGGGCUACGUGGGCUGGAUUGUGUUCGCCAUUACAACAGUCAUCGACUCCCAUGUACUUACUGAACAUGUUCCGGCACAGAGGACGCCAGCGAGCAUGGUAGUUUUCUCAUCAGUGCUUGUAGCACUCUACGGGAUUCUCUUGAAACAGCGUUCCCCGAUUUUCUACUAUGCCUAUGCUUUCUUUCCGGUCCUUUUCUGGGAAGAGGUCUAUGCUCAGAGGUUGUCACUGAUCAAGGGUGGGAAGAGACUGUUUGGUCAGCUCAGCUCUGGCGCUGACGUAGCAAUGCUUGUCUUCGCGACGCUUGGCUUCUUCGGUCUUCUUGAGGCUCUGGUUCAAAGCUACUUUAUCAGAGAGAUUUAUACAGUAUGCUAUCUUAUGGCGACAUUCUGGCCAGCGGUCUAUGGCCUAGAUUUUGUCAAGAAGAACGUAGGAACCGUUGCCACCUGGACUUUGUCAUGUAUUGCCAUGAGCGCUUUUACGUUGCUACCAGCCAACAAAGCUGAGGAUGUGCGCCUGAUUCUCCUUGGAGGAAUACUGAUGUUUGGAGUCGGUGCCAUCUACCUACUCUUCGAGAAGAGCAUCCUCGGAGAUUCCAAAUCUGAAGCUGAGCUUGCCGAACACGAGCUCAACGACAAGUCGCGCAUCAUCCUCAGCAUCCAACUCGGCCUUGUACUCCUAUCUAUGAUCGUGACUAAGAGUAGCAUCAGUUACAUCCAAGCACGCGAGGGCAUACCACUAGGCGUGCUCACGGUUGGACGAGCCACGUUGCUAACCUCUCUGUUCGUCCCACAACUACACGGCUUGUACCCCAACAGUCAUUACGUCCAUCGACUAGUGGUCAUAUUUUUGCAAUUUGCACCGACCUUUAUCAUUCUCUCCAUAUCAUACGAAGGUCUAUUCUACUUCGCCUUCUGUAUGUGCCUCUUCAGCUGGAUGCGCCUCGAGCAUCAAGUCUACGUACACACCAAGAGCAGCGAUGCGUCGUCAUCAACAGCGAAAGAUAUCGCAACGAACCCCGCCAAACCUACCAUGGACGCUGCAUCUGAUCGACUUGGCUCGCUUCAGCAAGGAGAAUAUAGAUCACUAACACUAGGCGACGCACGCAUCGCCCUCUUCUUCAUCUUCUUCAUCCAAUCCGCCUUCUUCUCGGCCUCAAACAUCGCCUCUGUAUCUUCCUUCUCCCUCGACGCCGUCUACCGCCUGAUCCCCAUCUUUGACCCUUUCUCCCAAGGCGCGCUCCUCAUGCUUAAACUCAUGGCGCCUUUUGCCGCCCUCUCGGCCAACUUUGGUCUCUUGAAUAGACGACUGGGUGUUGCGCCGUCUGCGCUUUUCAUGGUAGUCAUGGCGGUUAGCGAUGUUAUGACGUUGAGCUUCUUUUACAUGGUCAAGGAUGAGGGCAGUUGGUUGGAUAUUGGGACGACGAUCAGUCAUUUUGUUAUUGCCAGUUUGUUGGGCGUGUUUGUUAGUGGAUUGGAGAUUUACAAAAUCAGUGGGGACAUCCAAUGA